Molecule: messenger RNA, 1193 nt
Organism: Tuber aestivum (summer truffle)
Lineage: Eukaryota; Fungi; Ascomycota; Pezizomycetes; Pezizales; Tuberaceae
Source: the annotation of a GenBank genome assembly
CGCUCCUUAAAUCACCAAUUUCUCUUCCCCACCCCCUUCCUUUGAUUUCAAAGAGUCUUAAAAUGCGUGUCAUCGCCAAUUCCCUUCGCUCGAUCCCCUCUUUACGCCUGGUCCAGAGGGCCGUUGCUCGACCGUUAUUUAAAGUCCCGGGCAUUAGGCAAUUGAGCUCUACCCUCCCCCGCAGGAUCGAAGACGCCCCCGGCCCGUACCAGUUCCAGGAGCGUUUGAGGCUUGGCUCUAGGGCGCCGAACUUCACGGCCGAGACUACGCAUGGGAGGAUUGACUUUCAUGAGUUCUGCCCCCCCCCUUCUCCUCGCCCCAUUCCACUUCUAGGGGGACACAAUAGCUGAUAAGGAAGCAGAUUCAUUGGUGACAGCUGGGUAGUCCUAUUCUCCCACCCAGCUGACUUCACGCCUGUCUGCACAACGGAACUCGGUGCCUUCGCGAAGCUCGCCCCCGAAUUCGCAAAACGCAAUGUUAAGCUCAUCGGCCUCUCCACCAACGGGCUCGCCUCGCACGACCAGUGGACCCGCGACAUAGACGAGGUCACCGGAUCCUCCUUCCAUGGUUCCCGGCCCACGGAGUCCUUCCCCAUCAUCGCCGACGAGAAGUGCGAGGUUGCAUGGCUGUACGAUAUGGUUACAGCCCAGAAUUCGAUGAAUAUCGGCCAGAAGGGAAUUGCGUUUACUGUUCGCACUGUCUUCGUUAUUGAUCCGAAGAAGACGAUUAGGCUUACCAUGAACUAUCCUGCAUCCACGGGGAGGAAUUCGGCGGAGGUGUUGAGGGUUGUCGACUCUCUGCAGAUGGGUGACAAGAACGGAGUAGUGACGCCGAUUGACUGGCAGGUUGGGCAGGAUGUUAUCGUUCCACCAACCGUUACUACUGAGGAUGCCAAGGUGAAGUUUGGAGAUGAGAAUGUUAGGGUGGUUAAGCCGUAAGUUUUUUUCCUUUUGACUUGCAUUUUGUUCACUUUUCUUGCUUCGGGAGAAGAGAGCUAAUCGGUAUUUGGACUCAGAUACUUGAGAUUCACUACCCUGGGCAAGUAGAAUGUUAUCUGGGGCGUCCCUUAGUGCGGCAAUCAAAUACAUAUUUUUGCGGUAUCUAAUUAUUUUUAGAUAACUAACUGUAUAGUUAACCACAAAUACUACACUUUAGAAAAGUAAUGCAAUCACAAGGCUAUUGUUUUCAGAUAG